AUGGCUCAAGCCGCGACCGAGCCCUUUCCUCCUGUGCACCCGGUGCGCAAAGACGCCAGCGCCACUCUGAGCAGCGGCUCGCGCCGCCGCAGGAAGUCUAGCAACCUCGGCGACGACCCCAGGGGAGACACUUCGACCAUAGCUUUAGCUACCGCCUUUGACGGCCAGGCCCCGGUCAGCGGACGCACCCCGGACAAGCAUGGCCGGCACUCGAAGCGCCGGCGGACAAAGUCCCUCCUGAGGCGCUGGUGGAAGCUGUCCAUGCGACACACCUGGCUCAACCCGCUCAUCCUCUGCCUGAUCAUCGUCUCUCUCUACCUCGUCAGCCCCACGCCCGAAAACCCGCUGCACGCCGCCCUGUUCCUGUCCUACCCUCUCCCGCGCGCUCCCGACGCCGACCCCUCCACUCCCAUCCAGUAUGGCAAGGGCGCCAAGGAUUUUGCUUUCGUCGGCUUCUAUAUAAUCGUCCUCUCCUUCACCAGGGAGUUUCUCAUGCAGCGCAUGCUUCGUCCGUUGUCCGUCUACGCCGGCAUUAGGUCGCGCGCCAAGCAGGCCCGCUUUAUGGAGCAGGUCUACACGGCCAUAUACUUUGGCAUCUUUGGUCCGUUUGGCUUGUACGUCAUGUCGCGCACGCCCGUGUGGUACUUCAACACCGUCGGCAUGUACGAGGGCUUCCCACACAAGUCGCACGAAGCCGUGUUCAAGGCGUACUACCUUCUCCAGGCCAGCUACUGGGCGCAGCAAGCAAUUGUUCUGCUUUUGAUGCUUGAAAAGCCGAGAAAGGAUUUCAAGGAAUUGGUCAUGCACCACAUCAUCACGAUCGCUCUGAUUUGGUGCAGCUACCGUUUCCAUUUCACCUACAUGGGAUUGGCCGUCUACAUCACGCACGACAUUAGUGAUUUCUUCCUUGCCACAUCCAAGACUCUCAACUACCUUGACUCGUCCUUGGUUGGCCCUUACUUCGGUUUCUUCAUUUUCGUCUGGACGUACCUCCGUCACUAUGUCAACCUCAAGAUCCUCUGGUCCAUAGUCAACGGUCAAUUCUCGUCCAUUGGUCCUUUUGAGCUGAACUGGGAGACUCAGCAGUACAAGUGUUGGAUCUCGCAAUACAUCACAUUGGCACUGCUCAGCAGCCUACAGGCCGUCAACCUCUUCUGGCUCUUCCUCAUUGUGCGCAUCGCGUAUCGGUACGUCGUUACCUGGGGUGAGGAGGUCAAGGAUGAACGUAGCGAGUACGAGGAGAGCGACGUCGAAGGCGAGACGCCCGAGAAGAGCUCCAACGGUAAGGCCGUCGAGCCUGCGCCUCAAGUCCUUCUUAACGGCGAGCCGGUCGAGGGUGAAGCGGCUACGACCGCUACCGAGCCUGCGGCAAACGGCACACAGCGCAAGGGCCGGUAA
Messenger RNA from Aplosporella prunicola CBS 121167, 1398 nucleotides. RefSeq lists its product as uncharacterized. The transcript has 3 exons. Lineage: Eukaryota; Fungi; Ascomycota; Dothideomycetes; Botryosphaeriales; Aplosporellaceae. Gene Ontology annotation, molecular function: sphingosine N-acyltransferase activity. The record is from RefSeq and is a predicted model, not a curated record. Bases 1 to 1398 code for a protein of 465 amino acids. Gene Ontology annotation, cellular component: membrane. Gene Ontology annotation, biological process: ceramide biosynthetic process.